AUGAGCGUGUGGCUGGUUUCCGUGCCCAACGAAGGCAACAGCUCGUCCGAGACGACUUUCUUGUCGCUGAAGGCGGAGACUGCCUCCAGUCGUCAUGAUUACGCCGACUGCGUUCGCGUGGAGCUUCCAUCCGAUCUACUCGUGGGGACGCUCGACUCGCUCAUGGCACUGAGUGACGACCUGAACCGCGUAGAUAUGGUGAUUGAGAGUGUCGUGCGCAAGAUUGAGCGCCAAUUCCACGACCUAAAUAAGGGCGACCAGGCGCUUACAGUGGACGGAGUGCCAGUGGAACGUUAUUUGGGCUUCUUCUCGUGGGACGAGGCCAAGCACCCACACCGUCGACCACUGCCCGAGAUCGUCAGCAUUAUCCAGUCGUCGGUGGGCAAAAUUGAAGAGGAAUUAAAGCAAUUGAGCACACGCUACACUGAGAAGAAACAGCAACUGAUUGGUCUGCAACGCAAGAAAGGUGGCAACCUGAUGGUGGCGAAUCUGAACGACGUUUUGACUCCCGACGUCGUGUCUACGUCGGACUUUGUCAACACGGAGUAUCUGCAGACGCUGGUGGUGAUCGUGCCCAAGAAUCUGGAGGAGCAGUGGCAGAUUGAGUACGCGCAGAUCGGCGACCAGAUUGCGGAGUACGGACCCAAGGGCUCGCGUGGGAACGUGCGUGGGUCUCCCGUGGUGCCGGGAUCCUCACGCAAAUUGACGGAAGAAGGCGAUUCUGCCGUGUACACGGUGACACUGCUGAAGGGCCAGUACCAACCGGGUUUUGUGGACAAGGAAGGCAACUUUGAGCCUGGGACGACUGUGGACUACAUCGAAGACUUUAAGACGCGUGCCAAGGAAAAACGUUUCAUAGUCCGUGAAUUCAACUUCGACCCUACAAGUCACGCGUCUAAUGAAGAAGCUAUUGCGGAAUUGGAAGUGGAGGUGGAUCGACUCUGGUCGGCGCUAAUUCGUUGGUGCAAGGCGCACUUUGGAGAGCAUUCAUUGCGUGGAUGCACAUCAAGAUGA
Messenger RNA from Phytophthora infestans T30-4, 1014 nucleotides. Its product is annotated as H - or Na -translocating F-type, V-type and A-type ATPase (F-ATPase) Superfamily. The coding region runs from base 1 to 1014 and encodes 337 amino acids. Gene Ontology annotation, molecular function: proton-transporting ATPase activity, rotational mechanism. The record is from RefSeq and is a predicted model, not a curated record. The transcript is spliced from 7 exons. Gene Ontology annotation, cellular component: vacuolar proton-transporting V-type ATPase, V1 domain. NCBI's taxonomy places the organism in Eukaryota, Oomycota, Peronosporomycetes, Peronosporales, Peronosporaceae. Gene Ontology annotation, biological process: proton transmembrane transport.